Messenger RNA from Carassius gibelio (silver crucian carp), 774 nucleotides. RefSeq names its product protachykinin. Bases 51 to 353 code for a protein of 100 amino acids. The transcript is spliced from 5 exons. The record is from RefSeq and is a predicted model, not a curated record. NCBI's taxonomy places the organism in Eukaryota, Metazoa, Chordata, Actinopteri, Cypriniformes, Cyprinidae.
UACAGUAAGUUUGGUUUCAGACUCAUGAACUCCACCAACCUCACGGCAUCAUGAAGAUCUUCCUGCUGAUUCUCCUGCUGGUGUCUGCUUUGUCAGAUAUUUUGUGCCAGAACAUCAGUCCUGAUGAGGAUAACUGGAUGAGUGCCAGGUAUCCAGACCAGGUAAAUUUGCUAGAAUCUGACCUAAAGUCGAUGUUGGAAGGGGUCAUCCGAACACCUGGUCUACAACAGGUUUUUGGUCUAAUGGGGAAAAGAUCAUCUGCAAAAUCACAGAUAACACGAAGGCGGCAGAAAUUCCAGACUUUUGUGGGUCUAAUGGGAAAACGUAAUGUGGUUGAACCAGGAUCCUUCUAGGAAAAAGGCUGAAACUGAUAAUGCCAGGUUCAGAAAUAACUAAAAAAAAUAAAAUAAAAAGGUAAAUGUUAUUUGGGACAUUGCAUUUGUCUUCUAUACAGGAUAUUACCACCUCCAUGCUUUACUGGAGGAAUGCAUGUUGGUGUUUUAUCUGUCACUUGGAUGUUAAAUACAGCUGGAUCAAACAAAAACUGUGUCCUUUUUUCCGGCUGCAAAGAAUCGAAAUGUGAUUAUUUUCUAUACCCACUGUAUAUACAUGUAUAAGUUAAAGAUUAAGUUAAAAAUGUUUAUCAACUGAUCAAAAUGAUUAAAAAUGUAAUUCAUAAUUAUAAUACUGGUGCCACUUUUCCUUUAUACGCUUUAAACAUGAAUUAUUCUUGACAGUUCAGUGUAUUCUUGCUAUGUAACUGUAAAACCUAUU